Molecule: messenger RNA, 7290 nt
Organism: Parnassius apollo (apollo)
Lineage: Eukaryota; Metazoa; Arthropoda; Insecta; Lepidoptera; Papilionidae
Source: the annotation of a GenBank genome assembly
AUGCAGCGAGGGAUAUUAUUUUGUAUACUGGCAUCGCUGGUACUGACGGCAACCAAAGGUGAAUCUCGAAAUAAUAGAAUAAAAAAAGAAGCUAAACAUGUUAGUAUAGAAGGACGUCACCUCUACGACAGUACAUAUACCAAUGAUAAUGAAGUGGUAGUUGAUAUACAAGACAAUGAGAAAAACCAGUACUACGAAACGAAUUACGAUACCAAUGCAUACGGUUUUGGUUACGACGUAGGUCCGAACGGCCAGUUCCACCACGAAUCCCGCGGCCCAGAUGGGGUCACAUACGGAUGUUACGGAUACGUAGAUCCUGACGGUUAUCUCCGCGCUACGCACUACGUGGCGGACAGUCACGGAUACCGCGUGGUCGAACCGGAAAAGCCAGUAGAAGUGUUCCCUGACGAAAAAUAUGAAUACGAUGAGAAUCCAGAAACAACAGAGGCUGUACCUGGCCAAACUAUUGCAUGGGAUAAACUAUAUUUCCCUAAGGGAUGCGGUCGAACUCCUGGUGGCGUGCCUGCAAAACCUCCUCCGAAACCGACUCGUCCUUCACGUCCACCGCCAGACAGCGCUGGGCAAACAAGCAAUCCAAAACCUGAUGUCUUACCACCAAAUAGUGGUGGACCAAGCGGUCCUAACGGCCCAUACGGACCUGGCUAUUAUCCCGGAACUUCAGGAACACCCGGAUCUCCUGGCUCUCCCGGAUCUCCUGGUUCACCCGGCUCUCCCGGCUCACCUGGUUCUCCCGGCUCUCCCGGCUUACCCGGUUCUCCCAGCUAUCCUGGUGGACCUGGUAUCACAGGUGGACCCGGAGGACCUACCGGACCCGGAGGACCGAACGGACCCGGAGCGAACCCUAACGCUCCUGGAGGACCAAGCGGUCCUAGUGGACCAGGAGGUAAUCAAUGGCAAGGAGGGUAUUAUCCUGGCACACCCGGAAGUCCCGGAUCUCCUGGCAUUCCAGGUCGUCCAGGAGGCCCUGGAGGUCUAGGUGGACCCGGAGGACCCAACGGACCCGGAGGACCAAGCGGACCUAGUGGACCAGGAGGGCAAGGAGGGUAUUAUCCAGGCACACCCGGAAGUCCCGGAUCCCCUGGCAGUCCAGGUGGUCCAGGAGGCCCUGGAGGCCCUGGUGGACCAGGUGGCCCAGGUGGACCUGGAGGACCGAAUGGACCCGGAGGACCGAAUGGACCCGCAGGACCCAAUGGAUCCGGAGGCAGCCCUAACGGUCCUGGAGGGCCAAGUGGUCCUAGUGGACCAGGAGGGCAAGGAGGGUAUUAUCCUGGCACACCCGGAAGCCCCGGAUCUCCUGGUAUUCCAGGUCGUCCCGGAGGCCCUGGAGGUCUAGGUGGACCCGGAGGACCCAACGGACCCGGAGGACCCAACGGACCCGGAGGACCCAACGGAAUUGGAGGACCAAGCGGACCUAGUGGACCAGGAGGGCAAGGAGGGUAUUAUCCAGGCACACCCGGAAGUCCCGGAUCUCCUGGCAGUCCAGGUGGUCCAGGAGGCCCUGGAGGCCCUGGUGGACCAGGUGGUCCAGGUGGACCCGGAGGGCCGAAUGGACCCGGAGGACCCAAUGGAUCCGGAGGCAGCCCUAACGGUCCUGGAGGACCAAGCGGUCCUAGUGGACCAGGAGGGCAAGGAGGGUAUUAUCCUGGCACACCCGGAAGCCCCGGAUCUCCUGGUAUUCCAGGUCGUCCCGGAGGCCCUGGAGGUCUAGGUGGACCCGGAGGACCCAACGGACCCGGAGGACCCAACGGACCUGGAGGACCAAGCGGACCUAGUGGACCAGGAGGGCAAGGAGGGUAUUAUCCAGGCACACCCGGAAGUCCCGGAUCUCCUGGCAGUCCAGGUGGUCCAGGAGGCCCUGGAGGCCCUGGUGGACCAGGUGGUCCAGGUGGACCCGGAGGGCCGAAUGGACCCGGAGGACCCAAUGGAUCCGGAGGCAGCCCUAACGGUCCUGGAGGACCAAGUGGUCCUAGUGGACCAGGAGGGCAAGGAGGGUAUUAUCCUGGCACACCCGGAAGUCCCGGAACUCCUGGCAGUCCAGGUGGCCCAGGAGGCCCUGGAGGCCCUGGAGGACCCGGUGGCCCAGGUGGACCCAGUGGACCGAACGGACCCGGAGGACCGAACGGACCUGAAGGACCGAACAGACCCGGAGGACCAAGCCGUCCUAGUGGACCAGGAGGGCAAGGUGGGUAUUAUCCUGGCACACCCGGAAGUCCUGGAUCUCCUGGCAUUCCAGGUCGUCCAGGAGGGCCUGGAGGUCCAGGUGGAUCCGGUGGUCCGAACGGACCUGGUGGACCUAACGGACCCGGAGGACCAAGCCGUCCUAGUGGACCAGGAGGGCAAGGAGGGUAUUAUCCUGGUACACCCGGAAGUCCCGGAUUUCCUGGUAGUCCAGGAGGUCCAGGAGGCCCUGGGGGUCCUGGUGGACCAGGUGGCCCAGGUGGACCCGGAGGACCGAAUGUAUCCGGAGGCAGCCCUAACGGUCCUGGAGGACCAAGCGGAUCCACUGGACCAGGAGGGCAAGGAGGGUAUUAUCCUAGUACACCCGGAAGCCCCGGAUCUCCUGGCAUUCCAGGUAGCCCAGGAGGCCCUGGAGGCCCUGGAGGACCCGGUGGUCCAGGAGGACCAGGCGGCCCUAGUUCAGGCACCGGAGGCAGUUACUAUCCAGGCGGUGAACAAGGAAACGGACCUUCCAGUGGAUACUACCCAGGACAAAGUGGUAGUCCUGCAACACCCGGUACGCCGGGUGCAUCAGGUACACCUGGUGCUCCUGGCUCACAAGGAACCCCUGACAGCCCUGGUUCACCAGGUUCAAGCGGCUAUUACCCUGGUCAAAAACCAAGCGGACCGGGUGCAGUCGGCCCCCCUGGAAGUGGAUAUUAUCCAGGUCAGCCGGGCAGCUCAGGUUCACCUGGAGCAUCCGGAACCCCUGGCGUACCAGGAGCUCCAGGAGGUCCCGGUGGACCAGGUGGACCAGGAGGUCCAGGAGGCCCAGUGCGUCCUAUCGGCGGUAACGGCUACUAUCCAGGCAGUUCUGGUUCUGGUUCUCCUCUACAACCAGGAUCACCUGGACAGUCCGGAAAACCAGGACAAGGCGGAUCACCUGGUCAAUCCGGAGGUCCAGGCCAAGUAGGUCAACCUAGUCGACCAGGACAAACCGACUAUCCAAGUCAGUCUGGACAACCAGGACAAGGUUGGGCACCAGGACAACCCGGAGCACCAGGACAACCAACACAGCCUGGUUACCCAGUGCAGCCCGGACAACCAGGACAAGGCGGAGCACCAGGACAACCCGGAGGCCCAGGUCAAGUUGGUCAACCAAGUCAACCGUUACAACCCGGCUACCCGGGGCAACAAGGACAGCCCGGGCAAACUGGCUUCCCAGGCCAGUCCGGUCAACCAUGGCAGCCUGGUUACCCAGUGCAGCCCGGACAAACAGGACAAGACGGGGCACCAGGACAACCCGGAGCACCAGGACAACCAACACAGCCCGGUUACCCAGUGCAGCCCGGACGACCAGGACAAGGUUGGGCACCAGGACAACCCGGAGCACCAGGACAACCAACACAGCCUGGUUACCCAGUGCAGCCCGGACAACCAGGACAAGGCGGGGCACCAGGACAACCCGGAGCACCAGGACAACCCGGAGCACCAGGACAACCCGGAGCACCAGGACAACCCGGAGCACCAGGACAAGACACCCGGACCAGGGCACCAGGACAACCAACACAGCCUAGUUACCCAGUGCAGCCCGGACGACCAGGACAAGGCGGGGCUCCAGGACAACCAACACAGCCUGGUUACCCAGUGCAGCCCGAACAACCAGGACAAGGCGGGGCACCAGGACAGCCCGGAGCACCAGGACAACCAACAAAGCCUGGUUACCCAGUGCAGCCCGGGCAACCAGGACAAGGUUGGGCACCAGGACAACCCGGAGCACCAGGACAACCAACACAGCCUGGUUACCCAGUGCAGCCUGGACAACCAGGACAAGGCGGGAAACCAGGACAACCAACACAGCCUGGUUACCCAGUGCAGCCCGGACAACCAGGACAAGGCGGGACACCAGGACAACCCGGAGCACCAGGACAACCAAUACAGCCUGGUUACCCAGUGCAGCCCGGACAACAAGGACAAGGUUGGGCACCAGGACAACCCGGAGCACCAGGACAACCAACACAGCCUGGUUACCCAGUGCAGCCCGGACGACCAGGACAAGGUGGGGCACCAGGACAACCAACACAGCCUAGUUACCCAGUGCAGCCCGGACGACCAGGACAAGGCGGGGCACCAGGACAACCAACACAGCCUGGUUACCCAGUGCAGCCCGAACAACCAGGACAAGGCGGGGCACCAGGACAGCCCGGAGCACCAGGACAACCAACACAGCCUGGUUACCCAGUGCAGCCCGGACAACAAGGACAAGGUUGGGCACCAGGACAACCCGGAGCACCAGGACAACCAACACAGCCUGGUUACCCAGUGCAGCCCGGACGACCAGGACAAGGUGGGGCACCAGGACAACCAACACAGCCUAGUUACCCAGUGCAGCCCGGACGACCAGGACAAGGCGGGGCACCAGGACAACCAACACAGCCUGGUUACCCAGUGCAGCCCGGACAACCAGGACAAGGCGGGCCACCAGGACAACCCGGAGCACCAGGACAACCAACACAGCCUGGUUACCCAGUGCAGCCUGGACAACCAGGACAAGGCGGGAAACCAGGACAACCAACACAGCCUGGUUACCCAGUGCAGCCCGGACAACCAGGACAAGGCGGGACACCAGGACGACCCGGAGCACCAGGACAACCAACACAGCCUGGUUACCCAGUGCAGCCCGGACAACAAGGACAAGGUUGGGCACCAGGACAACCCGAAGCACCAGGACAACCAACACAGCCUGGUUACCCAGUGCAGCCCGGACGACCAGGACAAGGUGGGGCACCAGGACAAUCAACACAGCCUAGUUACCCAGUGCAGCCCGGACGACCAGGACAAGGCGGGGCACCAGGACAACCAACACAGCCUGGUUACCCAGUGCAGCCCGGACAACCAGGACAAGGCGGGGCACCAGGACAGCCCGGAGCACCAGGACAACCAACACAGCCUGGUUACCCAGUGCAGCCCGGACAACAAGGACAAGGUUGGGCACCAGGACAACCCGGAGCACCAGGACAACCAACACAGCCUGGUUACCCAGUGCAGCCCGGACGACCAGGACAAGGUGGGGCACCAGGACAACCAACACAGCCUAGUUACCCAGUGCAGCCCGGACGACCAGGACAAGGCGGGGCACCAGGACAACCAACACAGCCUGGUUACCCAGUGCAGCCCGGACAACCAGGACAAGGCGGGCCACCAGGACAACCCGGAGCACCAGGACAACCAACACAGCCUGGUUACCCAGUGCAGCCCGGACAACAAGGACAAGGUUGGGCACCAGGACAACCCGGAGCACCAGGACAACCAACACAGCCUGAUUACCCAGUGCAGCCCGGACGACCAGGACAAGGACAACCAACACAGCCUGGUUACCCAGUGCAGCCCGGACAACCAGGACAAGGUGGGGCACCAGGACAACCAACACAGCCUGGUUACCCAGUGCAGCCCGGACAACCAGGACAAGGCGGGGUACCAGGACAACCCGGAGCACCAGGACAACCAACACAGCCUGGUUACCCAGUGCAGCCCGGACAACCAGGACAAGGCUGGGCUCCAGGACAACCCGGAGCACCAGAACAGCCAACACAGCCUGGCUACCCAGUGCAGCCCGUACAACCAGGACAAGGCGGGGCACCAGGACAACCCGGACUACCAGGACAACCAACACGGCCGGGUUACCCAGUGCAACCCGGACAACCAGGACAAGGCGGGGCACCAGGACAACCCGGAGCACCAGGACAACCCGGAGCACCAGGACAACCCGGAGCACCAGGACAACCAACACAGCCUGGUUACCCAGUGCAGCCCGGACAACCAGGACAAGGUUGGGCACCAGGACAACCCGGAGCACCAGGACAACCAACACAGCCUGGUUACCCAGUGCAGCCCGGACAACCAGGACAAGGCGGAGCACCAGGUCAACCAACACAGCCUGGUUACCCAGUGCAGCCCGGACAACCAGGACAAGGUGGAGCACCAGGACAACCCGGAGCACCAGGACAACCAACACAGCCUGGUUACCCAGUGCAGCCCGGACGACCAGGACAAGGUGGGGCACCAGGACAACCAACACAGCCUGGUUACCCAGUGCAGCCCGGACAACCAGGACAAGGUGGGGCACCAGAACAACCUACACAGCCUGGUUACCCAGUGCAUCCCGGACAACCAGGACAAGGUGGGGCACCAGGCCAACCCGGAGCACCAGAACAACCAACACAGCCUGGUUAUCCAGUGCAGCCCGGACAAACAGGACAAGGUUGGGCACCAGGACAACCUGGAGCACCAGGACAACCAACACAGCCUGGUUACCCCGGGCAUCCCGGCCAACCAGGACAAGGCUGGACACCAGGACAACCCGGAGCACCAGGACAACCUACACAGCCUGGUUAUCCAGUGCAGCCCGGACAACAAGGACAAGGUGGGGCACCAGGACAACCCGGACCACCAGGACAACCAACACAGCCUGGUUACCCAGUGCAGCCCGGACAACCAGGACAAGGUGGGGCACCAGGACGACCCGGAGCACCAGGACAACCCGGACAACAAUCAGGAGGUGGUGAUUCAGUCGGCCAGCCUACUGGAACCGGAGUUCAGCCACCAGUUUAUCCACCUUACACCCAGAUGCCGCCAUUCCCUAUUUACGUCAUUCCGUACCCCCUACCUAUUGUACCAAGUCCAGGAUCAUGUCCAUGUUAUCUUUUAAAUCCAGGGAAAAAUGACUCAACUGCAGUUUCUCAACAGCAAGGACAGGGCUACCCAGCUAACCAGGGCUAUUAUAGUCCAUAUGGUAUCAUUGGAUUCAUACCGGUCGUAUUUGUACCUAGCUGCCCUGGAAAUGCUACCAGUAUGCAGUCUGCUCAGCAAAACUUCCCUAAUGCUGUACCGGUUCCUUACAAUUGUGCGCAAUGUCAAGAAAAUAGAAGUGUUUACAGAUAUCUGGGAAGACUAAACGGUGGACGUAGUGCUAAUCUUAAACUAAAUGAUUUAAAAGAAAUUCGAUCCUUAACGGAACUUGAAAACCUCUUGAAAGAUCAAAUAAAACCGAUGCAGAAGAGUCUACGAAAAAUAGCCGCUCAUCCAAUAAUUUUAGAUGAUAUUAAAACUUAG